UUAGCUCUCACAAUGAAUGCUUGCUUACUCCUUUUCGUUCUGGGCCUAGCGGCCACGUACGUGGCUCCAAGUGCAGCGGACCUCGCAGAAUUGGAGGGCAAGAUUCAGGAAUUAGAAACAAGGAUUCAGAACCUCGUGGCCGGCAUUAUCACUGGAGACGACGAUGAGGUCAUGGAGUCACCCCAUCGUAGGAAGAGGAGCGGUAGUUAUUACUACGCCGCGGCAAGAGGAGCUCCGGGACCCAUUGGAGCCACCGGUGCCCCAGGAGCACCUGGUACCCCCGGUCCAGCAGGCCCACAGGGAGCUACUGGUGCCCAAGGAGAAAAGGGAGAUGAUGGAGAGCAAGGUGUAGCUGGAGUCCCUGGGGCCGACGGGCCACACGGACCUCAGGGAUCCACCGGAGACGUAGGCGAACCAGGACCUGUCGGACCACCUGGCCCACAGGGACAUCAGGGAUUAACUGGCGCCAAUGGCGAGAGGGGAUACCCUGGUAUGCCCGGAGAUGAUGGAGCACCCGGACCUCAGGGACAGCAGGGAUACGAUGGCCCAGCUGGUCCACCAGGAGCCCCAGGCGUUGAUGGCGAAAAGGGAGAUCAGGGAGCACAAGGUGAGAUGGGCGAAUCAGGUGAGAUGGGACCUACCGGACCAAUGGGACCAAACGGACCACAGGGUGCACAGGGUUAUGAAGGCCCACCGGGACCACAGGGACGACAGGGAUACCCAGGACAACGCGGCACCACAGGGGAAGCUGGAGCACCAGGACCACGUGGUUAUACUGGCGCUGCCGGAAGAACAUAUGCAUACAGGGCACCAGCCCCUAAAUAUUAUGCUGCCCCAGCACCAGUCUAUAAGUCAGCACCAGCACCUUCCAAUUAUAAGGGAUAUGAUGGCAACUCAAGAAAGAAGAGACAUAUCUGGAUGGCAGGCCCCCCAGGCCCCGCCGGAAGUACAGGAGCACCCGGACAUCCAGGCUUGACAGGAGCUCCUGGUCCAGCGGGAGCAACAGGAUUUCCAGGAUACAAAGGAGACGCUGGAGACCAGGGUGAGGUUGGAGCGCCCGGAGCCGUCGGCGAGCAUGGCCCACAGGGACCAAAGGGUAACCAGGGAACUGUAGGCGAGGUAGGGGAAGUCGGACAGCAGGGAGAGAAGGGAUCAACAGGUGAACCCGGACCUCAGGGAGAGGCUGGUGAACAGGGAUACCCGGGACCAGCUGGUCCUCAGGGAGAAAAGGGCGUCCAGGGUGAAUAUGGACCACAAGGUUUCCCCGGUUUGCCGGGAGAUAAAGGUCUCCAGGGAUACACAGGAUACCCAGGAAUGCCAGGUGACGCUGGACCAAGGGGACCCCCAGGGGCAGUAGGUGAGCCAGGACCAGCGGGACCUGUAGGUCCACAUGGACCCCAGGGAUCCAUGGGCAAACAGGGUUAUCCAGGACGCACAGGGUCACCGGGUGUACCAGGCAAGCGUGGAUACACAGGCGCACCAGGCCCAGCAUAUGCUAUGAGACAAAAAACCGCUCCGGCACCUCGACCUUCUCCUAUCAAGGGUUAAUUAAUUAAUUCAAAAAUUCUAAAUUAAUGUGAUCGAUAUUCCACUUUUGUGUUAUAAAAAUCAAAUGUCACGUUCCAUCAACUUAACGUUUUAAAACUGUUUUUAUAUUACUAUACAUCUGCGUCAUCCACUUAAAAUAUCAUGUUCGAAUUGAAAUAAUGUGAAAUUCAUAUGUACGUCAAGAAAUCAAAAACUGGUGAUGUGAAAGAAUAAAAAUGAGUU
Molecule: messenger RNA, 1770 nt
Organism: Pecten maximus
Lineage: Eukaryota; Metazoa; Mollusca; Bivalvia; Pectinida; Pectinidae
Product: collagen alpha-1(I) chain-like
Exons: 6
Coding region: 13-1548 (511 amino acids)
Source: RefSeq, a predicted model, not a curated record